GUAUGACGGAAUUCGCUACCCUGUAACUCGCCCGACCGAGACACCAAGUCGAUGAUCAAGACCCAAAACUCACCCACAUAUUCCACGGGGUAUAGGUAAUACCUUGGUAAUAAGGUUGGGGCAUGUUGUGAAACACACCCAGCUUUAUAUUGUCCCGAAACUCCAUCAGUUCUUCAAAAAACAAGCCCAAGAUGAGCGAGAGUGCCCCUCCUGUUGAAGAACAACCACCCUCGAUCCAAAAAAUACAGGAAUUAUUGGGUGCAAAAGACGACACCUCACGCUUCGUCGGUCUUGCAUUGCUCAAAUCAGUCCUCGACAAUACCGCAGAGCUACGGAAUGAUGAGGAGGCUAUCGUGUCGCUGUGGGAGAGCAUCCCGCCCAAAUUUCUAGACAGGCUCAUCAAGACUGGGUCGAAGCAGACGCCAUCAUCAGACACACGGCGAAAGGACUCGAAUGAUAUGUUGGACUUGGCUGUCUCUGUGCUUCACACUUUUGCUUCUCUACUUCCGGAAACUGCAAAAAAUGGCCCCAAGCUGGUAGACAGGAUACCGCAGCUCGUGGCCUGUCUCCUACAGUGUUCCGAUGAGACCACCAGGUUGACCCUCGAGACUCUAGUGAGCCUCGUGAGCCAGCCAGAUGGCGCCCACGUCUUCACAGCGGUAGAAGACCUAUCUCCCUUGACCGAGAUUGCGCCUUCACAACCCCUUGCUCUGGACGUCCUGCUCUAUGCGUGGCUUAAUGCCAUGACCGCGACGCCAGACAAGGAGAGCUUGAGAUCCAAGAUUGGCGCCACAAUGAGCAGCCUCGUUGCAUCCUUCAAGGGAACCGAUGCUGUCACCCUGCUGAGCUUCCUUGCAAGCUUACUGCCGCGGUUAGAGCCAGAGGUUGUACCAUCCGACCCCAAAUGGCUCCCGUCCCUCGGCAAAUUCAUCCGCGACCUCGUCAUCAGCCGUCCCACCGCCGCCGGCCGCGCCGCCUUUACCAACCUCUCCGCGGCCCUCCUCGAGAUCUACCCCUUCCAAGCCCCACAACUCCUCUUCGCCGAACAAGACACCACCACCACCUCCUCCUCAAACCCCUUCUCCUACCUCCUCGUCAACCUCAUGCUAGUCGACCUCCGCGCCACCCUCCCAACCCUCCUCGAACAGCUCAACACCCCAACCUACCCCGCCACCUCGCACCGCCUCACCUCCGCCUUCAACACCCUCUCCCACUUCACCGGCUACCUCCUCCGCUCCAUGGACUCCGCCUCCGACCUCCCCUGGACCAUCUCCCCGGACCUCCUCCUGCACCUCCGCAAGUCCAUCUCCGAAACCCUCUCCCUCACCACCGAGUACCUGCGCGACCGCUGGGACGCCGCCGUCGCCGGCGCCAUGGGCCUGCACCGCGACGCCCGCGCCGCCUCCGUGUCCGCCACCACCACCACCACCACCGGCGGUACCGGCACCGGCGCCACCACAACCACCACCACCACCUCCCGCCUCCCCCUCGCCUGGGACGCCGCCUCCGACCGCGACCGCGGCGCCACCGCCGACAACGACCCGCUGGUCCUCGCCGCCGUGCGCGCCCUGGCGCUGUGGAUCCGCGAGGAUGAUAACGAGCUGCUGCGCAAGGAGGCCAGUGGGUUGGCGGAUAUGUUGGUCGAGCUGUACCAGCGCAGUAGGGUGGGAGUGAAAGGGGAGGGGGAGGGACAGGGGCAGGGGCGGUUGGAUUUCCGCCGGGCCGUGCUGGUUGCUUUUGAGGGGGUUGUGGUGGAGCGUAAGGGGCGCGAGGCGGUCCUUGCUGAGGGGGGGUGGGAGGUGUUGGUGGGGGAUUUGUUGGGUGUUCUUUUGGGGGGGGUUGGUGGAGAGGGGGAGGGGGAGGGGGAGGAGGAGGAGGAGGCGGCUAGGGGGGUUGAAAUUGUCCGCGUGUUGUUGCAGAUUGCCGAGGCUGAGGUGCCUGGGCCGAAGGAGGCGUGGAUGGAUUUGGUGACUAAAGUGGCUACGUGGGAUGUGCCCGAGGGGAUGCAGUCGCCGGUGGUGGUGGAGUGCCAUGUUGCGGUCCUGCAGCUGGUGACGACGUUGUUGGUGAGCGCGCACCCGGGGAUGCGGAAGCGGUAUGUUCACUCGACCAGUGCGGUGCUGGGGGUUGCGAAUCGCUUGAAGGGGAAGGUGAAGGGGGAUAAGGCGUCGGAGGAGGCGCUCGAGGAUGUGGUGGGGACGCUGGAUGCGCUGAGGUGAGGGUGGGAUAAUGUCCUCUGGAAGUCGCGUUGGUAGCGGUUGUUCCUUCAACAUCAGACGAGCUACUACCGACUGGAUGGGCUUCCAAGGUGUCGUCGAUAGGUAUUUGAGAUGCAAACUCCAAAACCUAUUCAUCUCUAUCUACGCAACCUUACGGCUCUACGCUUACCUAUGAGUCCUUUUACCUACCCUCCUAAGAUGUCCGUUCCUAG
This is a messenger RNA of Chaetomium fimeti, 2431 nucleotides long. Its product is annotated as Neurochondrin-domain-containing protein. The record is from RefSeq and is a predicted model, not a curated record. NCBI's taxonomy places the organism in Eukaryota, Fungi, Ascomycota, Sordariomycetes, Sordariales, Chaetomiaceae. Bases 192 to 2219 code for a protein of 675 amino acids. The transcript is spliced from 3 exons.